Staurois parvus is the source of this 435-nucleotide messenger RNA. The record is from the annotation of a GenBank genome assembly. Lineage: Eukaryota; Metazoa; Chordata; Amphibia; Anura; Ranidae.
GAAUUGUUACUCAGGGACACAGAAUUGUUACUCAGGGGACACAGAAUUGUUACUCAGGGACACAGAACUGUUACUCAGGGACACAGAAUUGUUACUGAGGGACACAGAAUUGUUACUGAGGGACACAGAAUUGUUACUGAGGGACACAGAAUUGUUACUCAGGGACACAGAACUGUUACUCAGGGACACAGAACUGUUACUCAGGGACACAGAACUGUUACUCAGGAACACAGAACUGUUACUCAGGGACACAUAAUUGUUACUCAGGGACACAGAAUUGUUACUCAGGGACAGACACAGAAUUGUUACUGAGGGACACAGAAUUGUUACUGAGGGACACAGAAUUGUUACUGAAGUACACAGAAUUGUUACUCAGGGACAGACACAGAAUUGUUACUGAGGGACACAGAAUUGUUACUGAGGGACACAGAAUUG